This is a messenger RNA of Corylus avellana, 1321 nucleotides long. The record is from RefSeq and is a predicted model, not a curated record. NCBI's taxonomy places the organism in Eukaryota, Viridiplantae, Streptophyta, Magnoliopsida, Fagales, Betulaceae.
GUUUACGUGCUGGCAACGUUUACGUGCUCUGUGGAUAAACGAUGAUGAAGUGGUCCCCACAUAACUGAAUCACCAUCGUCUAACGAUAGCUUUGCACCGGAACCGAACACAGUCAAACCCAUUUCGAUCACAUCCUUUUAAGCCAAGCCAAGCCAAUCUCACUCAAAAGAAAUGGAGCGGUCCGACCCGGAAAAGCUGAUACUGGUGAACCGCGAACCGGACGGGAUCGCGUUCGUGACGAUCAACCGCCCGAAGGCGCUGAACUCGCUGACCAGGGCGAUGAUGAGGGACCUGGCCCAGGCGUUCAAAGCCCUGGACCGGGAAGACUCGGUGCGGGUGAUAGUGCUAUCCGGGUCAGGUCGGGCGUUCUGCUCGGGUGUGGACCUGACGGCGGCUGAGGACGUUUUCAAGGGAGACGUGAAGGACCUGGAAGCCGACCCUGUAGCUCAGAUGGAGAGGUGCCGAAAGCCCAUAAUCGUAGCCGUCGGAGGGUUCGCCGUCACCGCCGGCUUCGAGAUCGCGCUCGCUUCCGAUAUUGUGGUCGCUGCCAAGAGAACCAAGUUCAUAGACACGCACGCUAGGUUUGGAAUUUUUCCUUCGUGGGGUCUCUCCCAGAAGCUUUCACGCAUAAUUGGUCCCAACAAAGCACGCGAGGUUUCGCUAGCGGCCACCCCACUAACUGCAGAAGUGGCUGAAAGAUUGGGCUUUGUCAACCAUGUUGUUGAAGAAGGUGAAUUGUUGAAAAAAGCCAGAGAAAUAGCAGAGGCCAUUGUAAGAAAUAAUCAGGACUUGGUGAUGAGGUAUAAGUCGGUCAUAAAUGAAGGCCUCAAGCUGGACUUGGGUCAUGCUCUUGAGCUGGAAAAGGAGAGGGCCCAUGACUAUUACAAUGGAAUGACCAAAGACCAGUUUAAGAAGAUGCAGGAAUUCAUAGCAGGCCGGAGCUCAAAGAAACCUUCUUCAAAGUUGUAGAUUAUCCAUGUACUCGACCUCAGUGGCAAAAAUAACUCCCAAAAGAUGGGAAUGUCUGCAAUUUCUCUCUUCAGGCAGCAAUACUGCAUAGUCGGCUGUAGGAUGCUAUUGAUAUAAUGGUCAAGUACAGCCCUUGCAACCUUCUUGUUCUUCUCUUCUCUUUUUCUUUUCCUCUCUAAUCUUGUGGUUGCAUCAAUAAAUGUCGGGUCCAAUUGGAUAUCAAUUUGUGAAGAAUUUGGUUCUGAUAAUGAGAAUAAGAGUGGAAGCAGCAUACAAAGAAAUUCAAACAAUAUUGUUGUAGUUUUUGUAGAACCUGUUUUGUUUAAGCAAUACAAAGAAAGUUUUCUAAGUA